Molecule: messenger RNA, 1797 nt
Organism: Physella acuta
Lineage: Eukaryota; Metazoa; Mollusca; Gastropoda; Physidae
Molecular function (GO): GTP binding
Source: RefSeq, a predicted model, not a curated record
UAGGUGUUACACCGCGUUUACACUUGCGUGAUGUGUACUAUACACGUCUAGAAAGAAAACAACUUUACAAUAAGUGGGUAGACACGCCCCUCCCUAUAAUUAACCUAUGGCAAAAUUUAUCUUUCUACUCUCUACACCUGUAUAGAAAUAAUAGUACACAUGUCGCAAGUGUAAACGCGGUGAUACGGCCACUAUUUCCAAGAAAAUCGUUAAGGCUGUAAUUAUCAGUGUGUUGGCCACUGCGAUAUUAAAUGUAGGCCUACAUCCCGUGUUCAAUAUAUUAUCAUUUACUUUUUCUUUCUUAUCCGUUGUGAAACUUUUCAGUCACGUUAUAGAUACUAUCAAGCAUGGAAAACAAAAUAACUUUGCUUGUUGUUGGUCGAACCGGGAAUGGCGUAACCUCUGUUGUGUACUCUGCUCGUUCCGGGUCAAAUGUUAUAGAAGAAAAGUCCAUCUCAGUAGGCGAAGAUGAAAGACGUGUUGCCGAUCAUGAAUUUCCUGAAUUUCGUGUUAUAAUCACUCAAGACAUUACUAUCAUAGACGGAUCAGGCAUUGGGGAUUGUGAAAUUGAUUCAUCAAUUCCAGAUAUAAAGAUGAGAGAAUCGGUUACAAAAGCAUUGGAAGAAGUUGGUGGUUUUGAUGUCUUGAUAUUUGUUCUCAAGUAUGGCACUCGCUUUACUAAACAGGAAAAAGAUGCAGUGGAAAAGGUUAAAGAGUAUUUUGGAGAAAGUAUUUUUCGGGAUAGAGGAAUUAUUGUUCUGAGUUACGGGGAUAAUUUUUCCCUAGAUAAUGAGGAGGGUGCGUUCAAAGAAUGGUGCGGUAGCCAGGUAGGAGAAUUUAAACUUUUGACAGAAGAGUGUGAAAACAGAGUUUUGCUGUUUGACAACAGGACCAAUGAUGAAAAGGUGAAAUCUGAGCAAAGACAGAAGCUGAUCGAGACGACGUGUAGAAUCCGUGACAAGUUUAUGGGUCACUACACUGUACAUGAUUUCAAGAACCAGCGACAAAAUUACAAGCCAGAAAAUAGUCUCUUUAACCAAAGACAUUCCAGCCUGUAUGAGAGAAACACGGAGCGCUCUUGUUUGUUGAAGGUCUGGGAAUUUAUACGCAGAGCUGUGGUGUCUAAGACGUGCAACAGAAUUUAUAUUGCGAUUAUUUUAUUGUUAAUAUUCAUUGUUUUAAUGUGUUGUCUGGUCACGUUGAACGGGUUUAAACUGUAAAUCACACCGCGAAUUUCUACUAAAAUGUAAGAUUUUUUAAUUCAAAAAUGUACGCAACCCUAGAAAAAACGUUUUUACCCUAGAAAUCAUUAUGUGUUUUUCGGUUCGUGCCCAAAACAUAGUGGGCAGAUGAAGUAAAGUGUAUAUAUUAUAAUGACCUCGGAAGGAAGGUUGUGUUGUCAUAAAUUUUCUCAACCGCCUAUCCGAAGAAUCCUUAUCAUAAAAGCAAACAUUGUUUAUUUUUAAUUUCGUGAUGUGGCAAAUUGUCUAAUAUAUAAAGUUGAAAUGGACUCUGUGGCGGACGGACCCUUGGAAGACAUGCAUGUAGUAAAAAUAAAUUGACUUUAUCACCACAGUUCUUUAAGUGUUUACUUUUGAAAUAAAAUCAAAAUUGAUAAUUAAAAAGUUCAAUAUUGAUACAUUUUAAACUAAAUUUUCAUUGUUCAACUUAUCAUUGUGAAUGACAUAUUGUGGAAAAAAAAAUUACAAUAAAUGUACUACCCUUUAGAAAAAUUCUAUUUUUAUAUUUUAAAAAAUUAAAUUAAAAAAAUAACUUAAAAAAAAAUUAUGCUUGCUU